AUGGGAGUUUUAAACCAAUCACAUAAUUCACUGAAGUCUCUUUCAGAAAGUUUGACAACGAGCACACUGCUGAAUGGCUUUUACUGUUCUUCCAUUAUUCCUGAAAGCAAUUUAUUGAAAGAAACCAAUUUAGAAUUGAAACAUUUUGCACCAUCGUUAUCUCGUGAGGAAAACAAGCAACUGGGCCAUAUUGGAGAUGGUACUGAUUUUGUAAUUCAAAUGUUACAAUGCAGUCCAAUGGCUUCCGCUAUCACUGAUUUAAAAGGAAAUAUUUUAGCAAUGAACUCUGCAUUCAAACAAAUAUUUAAAGUGAAAGAAGUAUUAAAUCCUAUUAAGAAUAGAAGUGAAGUAGGACAUGUAACAAAUUUUAUGCCACCAGAAUACAGAAAUCAGCAUGACAAGCACAUGUUGAAAUUUAAAAACAGCAACGAGACCAAAAUGAAAAGAAUAACCUUUGGAUACACGACUGAAGGCGACAAAAUUCCUAUAAUGCUCACGAUUGCAUUAACUACACUUCCGUCAACACAAAAACCUUGCUAUAUUUGCUUUGUUAAAGAUUUAACAUUUGAAUUUAAGCAUAGUACAUUGGCUGAAAUGUAUGAAACCGUAACUGGAAAUUCAUCGUUUCCUAUAAUCGCCAUUGAUGAAGAAUGUACCGUUAAACUAUUUAACAAAGCAGCAGAAACGACAUGGAUGGUAACUAAAUUAGAGGUGAUGGAAAGAAAUGUAAAUAUUCUAAUGCCAGAGUCAAUUGGCAAGUUUCACACUAAAAUGGUGCAGAACUAUUGUACGGGAAAAAAAGAAGGAAAACUAAUUAAUAGAGUACAUCAAGUGGUUGGAAAGAGAGUCGGUAAUGGACACGAGUUUCCCUUAGAAAUUAAGAUUGCUGAGAUUCGGCACGAAAUUAAUUUAAAACGAUCCUUUAUUGCUUUUCUGAGAGAUCUUACAGCUGUGAUGACAGCCAGAGAGUUUCAAUUAACGCUCUAUCCAGUGUCAGUCGUGAACCAACUUGAGGCAGGCCAAAGGACCAUCCACAAAUAUCAUUCAUGUAUUUCUGUUUUGUUUUGCGACAUUGUUGGGUUCACGGAAAUUUCUAGACGUAUGUCUAGUGAGGAGCUAGUGAAAAUGUUGGAUGAAAUUAUAACAUCGUUUGAUGAAAACCUUUUGCUGAGAUUUGGCUUGGAGAAAAUCAAAACAAUGGGUGACAAUUACAUGUGUGCCAGCGGGUUAGAUUCAAAUCCUCAUCAUGCAAGUAACAUUGUAGAAGCAGCUCUUGAAAUGCAAACACUUCUAAUUGAGUUCAACAAGAAACAUGCCGCUGAUCUAAGAGAUAGGUUUCCUUCUCAAUAUCAAGAAGAUGACAACACUAUUUCAGUGAGAGUUGGUAUUAAUUCAGGAGAGUUAGUUGCUGGCAUUGUAGGAAGUAAGAAACCCGUCUAUGAUGUUUUUGGUGAUACAGUUAACAUGGCCUCUAGGAUGGAAUCAUCAGGCAUUGAAAGUGAAGUCCAAAUAACUCAAGCUACAUAUAAUUUAUUAAGAGAUGAUUUAAAAAAGAGAUUUGUUUUGCGAAGGAACGUGACAGUGAAAGGAGUUGGUCAAAUGGACACGUAUAUCUCGCAACUAAGGCAAGAACGAGAAAAGCAUUUUCGACCAAAGUCUGUUGAAAAUUCAACUGUAGAUAUAAAUACCAACAAACAAGUCAACGGCAUCAGACAAAUGGAAUUUGAAGACGUUGAUGACACCGAUUUACCAUCACAGAUCAACCAUCGAUAA
Molecule: messenger RNA, 1773 nt
Organism: Naegleria lovaniensis
Lineage: Eukaryota; Heterolobosea; Eutetramitea; Acrasida; Naegleriidae
Exons: 2
Coding region: 1-1773 (590 amino acids)
Biological process (GO): cyclic nucleotide biosynthetic process; intracellular signal transduction
Molecular function (GO): phosphorus-oxygen lyase activity
Source: RefSeq, a predicted model, not a curated record